UGGAUUAGACUGGUCAAGGUGUAAUGUUGAACAAGGGAAUGUGCUUGUUUUUCUCUUGUCAGGAAGCUUGAAAAGAAGAGGCAGUCAAGAUGCCAGAAACUGGCUGUGCAUCGGGUGCUCCCAAGAAGGGCUUGACGCUCGAUGACCUCAUCGCGGUCAUUGACCGGCAUGAAAGGAACCCGAGCAAUAUCCCUAAGGUCGACACGUUCCAUUUUUGUGGAGAAAGAGUCUCAGAAUGGCUGGAGCGGGUGGAACAAGCUUUGGUCGGGCGGUCGGACGUUGUGAAGUUUCAACGCAUCCUCCAGUAUGUCCUCCACAGCUACCAUCAAGAGGUGAAGAAAGUUAUAGAUGCGGCCCAAGGUGGUUGGGAAAGGUUCAAGGAGGGGAUGCAAAGGAAGUACCGCUUGGGAGAUGGAUUGCUGACCACCGCGGACCUGGAGGCGAUGAAAAAGGAGGAUUUUACGACGAUAGGGGCCUUUGUCCAGGAGUUCAAGAAAAAGGCACGGAAGGUCCAUGGGAUUUCGGAGGAAUCACAGUGCGCCAUCUUCCUGGGGCUACUCACGGCAUCGGAGGCCGUCGAGUUGACAAGGCAUGGAGGAGGUAGCACCAAGCUCACCUGGGCCACUAUUGACAGAGGGGUGGAAGUUGGGUGUUUGGACCAGGUGGAGCAACGUCAGGUACACCUGCAAAGGCAGAAGAGAAAGGAAAGAGAUGCGACCGCCUCUGGGACCCCGGGGGUAACAAGGAUUGUUACAGACGUAUUGGCACAGCUGGGGUAUGCGACAGAGCCAGUGGUGCAAAGGAGGGUAGUGACGACUGGCCGAGUAAAAAAAAAAGAGCCGGUGGUAGAGGAGGUUGUUCAGGAGGAGCUCUGGGAAGAGGAAGAGUCGGUGCCACAACACCUGACGAAGACCCAGCGCAAAGUGCGUAACUUGGCGCAGGGCGGACAGGGAUCAGGAAAAGCGCAGGCGCCUCAGGUGGUGGCGGCGGCUCCUCCAAGUGUGGCGGCGCCCUCGUCUAGUGCGGGCCCCUCGCAAGGAGGGGCACCCUCCUACGGACAGUGGCCCUGGCUGGUGAUCAACGCAAUCGUGUCAUGGGGUAGCCCGCCGCCAGUUGCCGGACCACAAAUGAGUAUGUCGCCACCUAUCUACCCCGCAGCCCAGGCCCAGCCUGUGGCCCGCCGCCGUCACCUGCUCCCAACAUACAGGGAAGCGUGGCUGGAGGUGGGAACCAGGGGCAGGGCAAUCAAGGCAACUGAGGGAGGGGUGGAGGGAGGGGGCGAGGCAGGAAUGGCGGCGAAAGAGGAGGACAAUGGAAUGGUCAAGGCCGAGGAAACCAAGGCCAAGGGUACCAAGGCCAGGGAAUCAAGGCCAGGGGUACCAAGGCCAGGGGGACAAGGGAAGUCAGGGAUACGGAAGGCCCCAUUAUGGCAGGAAAAGGAAGAACCACCGAUUGGGGUAGAGGAAGUGGGGAGCGAAGGGGAAGUAACUCAAGAGCCACGAGGUGGAAGCAAGAGGGAAGAGCCUAUAAUCAUCGAGUCGGAUGACGAGGACGAGGAAAGAGGGAUGGAGCCUCCGUCCGUCUUAUUAGGAAAAAUUGAGGACUUGUUGGACAAGGUGGGAAGGUACCAACAGAAGUUGGUGGCGCUCUGUGAGGAGGUGAGGGAAUGGAAGUGUAGCAUCCCUAAGAUGUUCUUGUACGACUCCGGCCCGGAGUCAGCACCUGGGCGUCCCGGAGUAAAUGUGAUAGGGUCAAGCCCACAAUCGGGGGUGAUGGGGAGACCCCUCACCUCGCAGGCCCGACUGGCACAAGCAGCGCGAACGAGGAAUCAAGCCAAGACCAGUGUCAGCCAAGAGCCUUCGAGGAGGGAGCCCGAACCGGAAAAAAGGAAAGAGGCCGUGGAAGUGGAGGAGGACGAUGAUGAAGAGGAAGAAGACGAGAGGCUGCGCCGAGAAGAGGAUCAGAGAGCGGAGCAGCGGGCAAGGAAAAAAGGGACCAGGGGAGAGGCCGAGCCGGUUAUACGUGACGGACCACCCAAAAGGAAGAAGUACGCGGUUCGGUUGGAAGAGGGAUUUGACGUAGAGAAAGUGAUCGACCGGCUGCUAGAAGGGCAUAAUGACCUCAUAGUCGGACUUGGGGUGGCAAGGAAGGCAGAAGAAAGGUUGGAUCGCAAAAUCAAGUUCCUGGCCAAGGCAACUUUUGACUGGCACUUGCUAUUGGAGAGCGAUCUGGAAGGAAAGAAGAUAAAGGAAGCAGGUCAUGGGGGACGCCUGGAGGCUAUGGAGGUGGAAAUCCAAGAACUCAGGGCAUUGGUGGCCAGUCAAGCAGCAAUCAUCGAGAGUCUGAGGCAGCGAUCUCAGGGAGAAGUGGACGAGCCAGAGAGCAGCCGACAGGAAGAUCAAAUGCGGUCAGGACAUGGUUUGCCAGGACAGCCAUCGACAGUAGAGACUCGCCAGGAGCCACCUAUGGGGAGAGUCAUUCUGGAGUCAGAGGAGGCGAGAGCUCAAAGGGAGGCAGAGAGAGAGGCCUUCGAGUUCAGAGCCCCUACUGAGCUCGCGACGCUACCUAUAGCAGCGGCGGGCCCAGUCAUACCUUUGGCAGUUGAAGAGGGGCUACCACCAUCAAGCAGUGAGCCAGCUCAGGGCUCAGCAGAGGGAUCUAUGGACGUACUCAUUGAGGCAGUGCACUCGAUGCAGGAGGACGCGAGUUUGUUUUCGCCUGAGCAGAGGAUAGAGGAGCCUCUCGAGAGAGAGAUGAGGAUUGAGACGGAGGGUGUCAUCGAGGGCGGGCUCCAGAGGUUGGGCACACCUGAGUACGGGCCAGGGGGGAUUGAGGAUCGACCAGGGACGAGUACCCAGGAGAUGGAGACAGGAGAGGAACCUUUGGAUAUGCCUCAGAGCCAUGGGCUGAGCAGGGAGGCUAGCGAAGCACCAUCGUCGUCAAGGUCUCAGAGAGGAAAGAAGAGGUCCAGGAAGUGGUUCGAUACGUCCUGUUUCUUUUGUACAAAGGAGGGGCAUCGAGCCUUGCAAUGUCCUAAGUUCCUAAAGGACAAGGCUGAGGGGAAGGUUACAGAGGAAGGAGGCAGAAUGUAUGAUAGACAGGGCAGGAGAGUAGAGAGAUCUGCAGAUGGGGGUAGGGCUCAGCUAUAUAGGCAAAACCAGGAGGAGAUGAGCGACCACGACUGAGUUUUCCUAUAUGGUUGACAUGUUGCGUAUAGGAUUAGAGUUAGGAUUGGAUGUC
Molecule: messenger RNA, 3240 nt
Organism: Chara braunii
Lineage: Eukaryota; Viridiplantae; Streptophyta; Charophyceae; Charales; Characeae
Source: the annotation of a GenBank genome assembly